CGGGGGGGCGGGGCGCACCCAGCCAAUAAGGGCUGGGGGCGGGGCGAGGGGCGGCAGAUGCCGGCCGGUACCGGGAGCGGGGAGCAGCAGCAGCAGCGUGCCACCAUGUCGUCCGGCCAGGAUUCUGUUUUCUCUGAGUAUGAGUCUGAUACCAGCCAGACCUCAAAGCUGUUAAAGAAAUUUAAAGAGACACCAUUUGUACCCAUUGGAAUGGCUGGCUUCACCUUGGUGGUUGGCUACGGGCUGUACAGACUGAAGCACAGAGGCCAGUUGAAAAUGUCACUUCACUUGAUUCACACACGUGUGGCAGCCCAGGGGUUUGCUGUGGGAGCCUUAACAAUUGGUGUGCUCUAUUCAAUGUUCCGAGAGCACAUCAUGAAGCCCAAGGAGUAACUGAGAGCUGAUUGAAAUCCCUGUCCUGGUGGUCACCUGUGUACUGCAGCUGCAAACCUCAUAUCGAGGGCUUCUUGAGGGGGAAAAAAAAAUGACACAUUUAUUAGCAAAUUGCCCUAUUUUUGUGGAUGGUACACUGCCUUGAAGCUGGCAGCCUAAAUGAUUGUGCCCUGUGGGAGCGGGUAUCAGGGUUUGGGUCUUUUUGCAUCGGCACAAUCCUAUCACAGUUUUAAGCUAUUAUAGUAGAAUUCAAUCCCUUUAUCUUCCUCUCAGCUCAGUCCUAAAAUUGAUGACUUCUUUUACUGCCGUUGCCCAAAACCACAAAGUCUGAACUAGCUUCUGUCAGGCCCUGGGGAGACCAUUAAGGCCACGCCUGUAAGAUAAUGUUGUGAAGGCUUUGCUGUUAUUUUCUAUUCUGUAUAUUUGUCAGCCUCUGGCUUUGUAAUUUAGAAGCUUCCAGUAGCACUAAAUGACUUCUAAAAUAUUGACAGAUAGAAACAUCUAUUUUUUUUUAAUUUAAGGUGUUUUGCAGCUAUUUAAAUGUUAUAUUUAUUCCUUGUUAGUGAAGACACAGGCUCUCUAUUUUUACUAUAGAUUUUCACAGACUCUUGGAUGACUCUACUUUGUAACUUUUAUUUACGGUGUUCUUCUGAACAACAUUUAAAUGUAACAUUUAAAAUACAUAUUGUGAAAACUAAAAUCUGUCUUUGGUGUUCUAAUGCUUUUAGUUCAAGUAUGCAAUCCAGCUCUGACUUCUGUGAUGUCAUUCCCCGUGGAAAUUUAAAACCAUUUGAUUCAAGAAGCCCCUGUCCACUUGAUGAGGUGUUGAAGCCCUUUCUCUGUAAAUUGCCACUAUUGAUUUACACUCAAACCCCUUGUGUCUCCAACAGCAGUCACAAAAAUAAAUGUGUUAAUAAAGCCUAUUUGUAAAAACCUUA
This is a messenger RNA of Pogoniulus pusillus (Red-fronted tinkerbird), 1331 nucleotides long. It is a transcript of the gene HIGD1A, whose product is annotated as HIG1 hypoxia inducible domain family member 1A. Gene Ontology annotation, biological process: mitochondrial respirasome assembly; negative regulation of apoptotic process. Lineage: Eukaryota; Metazoa; Chordata; Aves; Piciformes; Lybiidae. Bases 58 to 393 code for a protein of 111 amino acids. The record is from RefSeq and is a predicted model, not a curated record. Gene Ontology annotation, cellular component: mitochondrion. The transcript is spliced from 4 exons.